UAUGGAAUUUAUAUUUGUAUUACCUGGUUGGGAAGGUUCCGCUUCAGACUCAAGAGUACUUCGAGAUGCAUUAAGUAGGCCAAAUGGAUUAAAAGUACCCACCGGUUAUUAUUAUUUAGUGGAUGCUGGUUACACUAAUGGUGAAGGAUUUCUUGCACCAUAUAGGGGAACAAGAUAUCACCUUUCCGAAUGGAGAGAUGGUUGUGCACCUGCAAAUCAUGAAGAGUAUUUCAAUAUGAAGCAUGCAUCUGCUAGAAAUAUAAUAGAAAGAUGUUUUGGGGUUCUAAAAAUGCGAUGGGCAAUUUUAAGGAGUCCAUCGUUCUAUCCAAUUUCAACCCAAAUUAAGAUAAUUACUGCAUGUUGUUUGAUACAUAAUCUUAUUAGGAGAGAAAUGGCACUUGAUCCUGGAGAAGCUGAGUUUGAUAUGAGUAACGAUGCUGACAUAAGUGGGGAUGAAGAUAUUAUAAGAUCAAUUGGUUCUUCGGAUCAAUGGACUAAUUGGAGAAAUGAGUUAGCUAGGCAAAUGUUUGAUGAGUGGAGAAGUCGUCGUGGUUAA
Messenger RNA from Ziziphus jujuba (common jujube), 556 nucleotides. Its product is annotated as protein ALP1-like. The transcript has 2 exons. Lineage: Eukaryota; Viridiplantae; Streptophyta; Magnoliopsida; Rosales; Rhamnaceae. The record is from RefSeq and is a predicted model, not a curated record. Bases 2 to 556 code for a protein of 184 amino acids.